This is a messenger RNA of Thelazia callipaeda (thelaziosis nematode), 849 nucleotides long. The record is from the annotation of a GenBank genome assembly. Lineage: Eukaryota; Metazoa; Nematoda; Chromadorea; Rhabditida; Thelaziidae.
AUGCAUUAUUUUGAACCUUUGAAAAGGCAUAUACGUAUUGAAAAUGCAUUGGCGCGUAAUUUGUUAGCGGAAUUUUACGGCACUGCUCUGCUACGAUUUGUACUCAGUCGUGGAACAGCAAAUACUGUUAUUCAAAUGAAUAUAGGUUGGGGGAUGGCGAUUGCUUUAUCAGUUUACGUGGCGUGGGAAAGUUCAGGUGGUCAUGUAAAUCCUGCGGUGACAGCAGUUUUGUAUAUUCUUGGGAAAAUAUCUUUCAUUCACAGUUGUUUGUAUUUUGUAGCCCAAACAUCAGGUGCUGCAUGUGGUGCAGGAAUAAUGUACAUCGUUUAUUACGAUGCACUAAAUGCUUUUGAUGGAGGGAUCAGAGCUAUAAGUGGGCCUAAUGCUACUGGAAUUAUUUUUUCAUCAUUUCCACAGAUUUACCUUUCCAAUACUAACGCAUUUAUUGAUCAAGUUGCUGGUACUAGUUUGAUUGGUAUUUUUGUCGCAUUUUGCUGUGAACCCGCAAAUAAAAUACCGCGAAAUUUGAUGCCCGCUUUAUUUGGUCUGAUUGCAAUGACUAUUUCAAUGUGUUGCGGAUUAAAUAUGGGUUCUCCCGUUAAUCCUGCUAGUGAUCUGGGAUCCCGGAUUAUGGCUUCGCUAUCCGGUUAUGGCUUUCAGCUAUUUACAGUUGGUCAGUAUUUUUUCAUCAUUCCAUUAAUAGCGCCAAUCGUUGGUGCUGUAAUUGGAGCAUACACGUAUUUGUUAUUUAUUGGAUUACAUAUUCAGAAUCCGGAGGCAACAGCUGCACUUAAGAGAGAAAAAAUACAAAGAAAUUGCUUUGAGCAUUCAGUAGAAACAUAUUCCUAA